AAAGCUCUUGGCUAACCGGAGAACAAGUACACCUGUUGUGCCUCCCAAGCAGCUUGACAUCUGACUAUGCAUUUGGAUUUCCACACAGCUUGAGGACAAUUACUACAAAACCUAGGCUUCACCAUGGAGAAUAAAAUGAAGCAGAUUUUCAGACCCAAGAUGUACAUUGGAGAAGGAAGGAGAAGCACAGACACGGUAGUGGCAGAAAAUAUUACUGAUACAUCUGGCACAAUCAGGAGGAGCCAGUCUGAUAGGACAGAAUAUGGCAAAAAACUGAAAGAUAAAAUGGCCUCCCAAGACACACCAACUUCAUCCUGUCCAGCCCUUGAUCCACAGGAGAUUAAAAGUAAAAUGAUGGCUAAAAGAUUAAAAGUUAUUCAGGAGCUGCUUCAGACUGAGAAGGACUACCUCACUGACCUGGAGCUGUGCAUCAAGGAAGUUGUUGAGCCACUUAGAGACAUACAGGCUGUGGAAGUGGACCGACUCUUCAUAAAUAUUGAGUCUAUCAAGCAGGUUUCAGCUUCACUACUGGCUAACUUGGAAGAGGCUACAGCUGGAGUAGACCCAGAAAUUCAAAUUAUAGGCAAACCCUUCUCACAUGUCAAAGUAGAGAUGGAAGAAGCAUAUAAAAACUAUUGCUAUUACCAGGAUGAUGCAAAUAGUUUACUAAGCACCUAUGAAAAAGAUGAAGAAGUUAACCAGCAGUUCAUCAACUGUAUCAUGACCCUUAAGACAAUAUAUGAUCGUGAAGGCAAGUCAAAUUUGCUGAACAUGAGAUCCUUUAUGAUCAAACCAGUCCAGCGGGUGAUGAAAUACCCCCUGCUUUUACGAGAGCUUUGGAACUGCACUCCAGACAGCCAUCCAGAUAUCAGACCUUUGGAAGAAGCCCUGAAUGCUGUAAACAUAAUCAACAGCAACAUCAACGAAUUUAAAAGAGGAAAAGAUCUUGUGAUGAAGUACAAGAAAAAUGAAGAAGAAGGGAGACUGAGAAACAAAAUUAACAAGUUUAGCUUUCAUUCGCUCAGAAAGAAGUCAGACAGAGUGACUGGGCAUAUCAAACGCAUCACAGGAAAGGAACCUCAGAUCAAAGAUGAGAAAUUUGACAAAGAAGAGAAAGUGUUCAAGAAUAUUGAAAAAGCUGUUCGCCAGUUAACAAAGAAUGUCAGUGAUCUCCUCCAGGCUUUGGAAGGAAUUUCCACAGCAGCUCAAAAUGACCAGCAGCUUCAAAGCAUGCUGCUAGAUCCUGACAAAAGCGAGAGUGAAUGUCCUUUGGAUACAAGGAAUGGUAGCAAUCCAUAUCUACAUUUCAAAAACAAGCUGGAGCAUCUGGUUUUAAAACCCCUGUCAACGCUGCAGUUCAUGUUUGUAGCCCCUCAGAAGCUCAUUCAGAAGCGCUAUGACAAACUGCUUGACUAUGACAGCAGCCGAGAGCGGUCCUCAGAUGAACUGGAGCUAGCCCGCAGAGACUAUGAGGCACUUAAUGCUCAGCUUGUAGAGGGGCUGCAGGUGUUUAACCCAGCCUCCAAAAAAAUAUUAACCAACUGUAUUUAUUUCAUCGUUGCCCUCUUCCAGGAUCUCAUGAAUUCCACACAUCGGAAAUUUCCUUCAAUACAACAUUUGUCAGCGCCCUUAUCAAACAUCUCUGAAGUACAAAACAGCAUUAUGGAAGAACUUAAUAACCUGCUAUUUGUGAAGGAAAAUGCUCCAAAGUUAAUUGAGCGGAAGCUGAGUUUUGAUAAACCUAAAAGACCUGCGCCGGAGUCACCAAGACAGUCGGAGGCCCAACGGGUGAAGGUGCUAUCCACUUACCCCCUGGACAAAGUGCACCAGCUCAAACGCAAUUGCAACGCUACGCAGGAGAGGGACUUGAGUCUGUUCGAGGGAGAGCUGGUGGCAGUGAUAGAGCAGCAGGACCCCCUGGGGAGUACAAGCAGAUGGCUCGUUGAUACUGGCAGUGAAAAAGGCUAUGUCUACUCCUCAUUCCUAAAGCCGUAUAAUCCCAUAAAGGAGCAGAAUGGAAAUCCACAGGACAGACAAGUGGACUUUGAUGAUGUUAGCAUUUUCGUCAAUGGCAGCAAAAGGAACAGUAUGAAAAGCUUAAAUAGUUUUUCCUCAAUCAAUGAUAUACAAGACUGGACUGAGACAGAUGACAACGACAGCUCUGCCAGCACAGACGAUCAACAGGUAAUGAAGAGAUUUUCUACGCUGUCUACCCCUUUCAAGCUCGGUGUGAACAGGAGCUCAGUCUGCUGGAGUACCAACGGGUGCGGAUACUUAAGCUUUGUGAUGCAAGCGGCAAUCGAGAAUGGUGGCUGGCAGAGGCCAAUGGACAGAAGGGCUAUGUCCCUGCAAACUACCUUGGCAAGAUGUCAUACGCGUGACAUUUUGUCCAGGAACUGGAUUGUCAUACUGCCUAUACUUGAAAUUUCAUUUGUCAGAAGAGAUGUCUGCUGUACGGCGCACGCACUUGUCUGUCAACUGCAGUGUUUUCGGGAUUCCAUUUCCUCCUAUGUUGCACUUCUGCUGAUAUGUUUGUGAGGACGGUGAUAGAAAUGACCUUCACUUUGAUUAAGGCAGCUAAUAGUUCACUCACAUACAGAGCCAAAUCUAUGAAGUAAUUGAGAGAAUAUGAUUUUUUUAUUUAACUUAAUAAAGAUUUACUAAUAUAUUCCA
Messenger RNA from Polypterus senegalus (gray bichir), 2673 nucleotides. RefSeq names its product Rho guanine nucleotide exchange factor (GEF) 38 (gene arhgef38). Gene Ontology annotation, molecular function: protein binding; guanyl-nucleotide exchange factor activity. Bases 124 to 2538 code for a protein of 804 amino acids. Gene Ontology annotation, cellular component: cytoplasm. NCBI's taxonomy places the organism in Eukaryota, Metazoa, Chordata, Cladistia, Polypteriformes, Polypteridae. The transcript has 14 exons. The record is from RefSeq and is a predicted model, not a curated record.